UUCAUCUAAGUCGUUGGAUUUGAAUCGUUUGGUAUUCCCCGUGUCCGCCAUUGCUAAUGCUCUGCUCAUGAACCCUAAAACAAAAGCAAAUUCGAUGUGCAUUUGAAAUUGUUGGCACUUCGAAUCACUCGCGAGCUUUGCAAGGUCGCAACAAAGAUAUUAAACGGCGUUUUCUUUUCGAUCCACAUUGCAGCAAACUACUCCGGUUGGGCGUUUUCUUUUCGUUCCCAUUACAUUUACAGCCAAACUCAGAAACACAACAACAAAGGUUCCCAUUACAUAUACAGCAGCAGCAAAUCUACUUCUUCGAUUUCGCUGCUCUCUCUCGUCUAAGAAUCUGGUAAAGUUGUCGUCUUUGAUCUCGGAAUAAUACUUUCCGUUCACGCCCAAAUCGGAAGAAUUGGGAGUAGAGUUCUGCUGAGUUUCAGUCGUCUUUGAUCUCGGAAUAAUAGUUUCCGUUCACGCCCAAAUCGGAAGAAUUGGGAGUAGAGUUCUGCUGAGUUUUAAAGAAACCCCCGAGGAAGUAACGCCACCUUCCAUUGCUCUCAUUCUGGUCCCUGCGUUCCUUCGAUUGCCUCUAUUCCGAAAAGGUUCGAAAUGGUAUCUUCAACAGGUUCUUGAUCUUAUGAUCUUUACGUCUUUAUUCUUCUUCUAGGCAGUAUAAUAUAUCUUAUGUGUUGUUUUCCUAACAUCACAUGAUUUAUUCUUACUUGCUCUUUUGGAUAGAAAAAGACAUUAUUUGGUUGGAUUUCUUUCCAUCCUGAAUUGUAUCUUUUGAUACUUUCUUUCUUCUAAAAAAAAAAAAAAAAAUCCCUAAUCCGUGCAAUGUUCGACGAAAGAAAAUUCGAUGUGCAUUUGAAAUUGUUGGCACUUCGAAUACCUCGUGAACUUUGCAAGGUCGCAACUAAGAUAGUAAAUGGCUAUUUGCUUGAUAAGCCUCGCGUUAAACCAAUUACUGAAGACCCAGCAUGUGAAAAGAACCGUUACAUGAUAUUGUCUGAAAGGGUCCAAAAUUCUGAUUUAUCUGAUAUUCCUAAUGACACAAUCAACGAACUGAGUGGAUUAUGCAAGAUUGAUGUAGUUCCGUAUUCAUUAACUCUCGGAUACUCAUAUUGGGGGGCAGAUCAUAUUUUGAAACAGAUAUUGCCUCCUGGAGUCGAGGUCCCGUCAUCUUUUGAAACGAUAGGUCACAUUGCCCAUUUGAAUAUACAUGGUGAAUUACUUCCCUUCAAGGAUGUUAUUGCAAAAGUCAUCUACGAUAAAAAUUAUCCAAGAAUCAAAACCGUUGUUAAUAAAGUUGGAACAAUUACAAAUGAGUUCCGUGUGCCCAAAUUUGAAGUUCUAGCUGGGGAGAAUAAUAUGGUCACAGAAGUGAAGCAAUACGGAUCGACUUUCAAGCUUGAUUAUGGUUUGGUUUAUUGGAAUUCGAGAUUGGAACAUGAACACAUUAGGUUGGUUUCUCAAUUUCAAGCAGGGGAAGUCAUUUGUGACAUGUUUGCCGGUAUUGGUCCUUUCGCCAUUCCUGCAGCACAGAAAGGAUGCAUUGUGUACGCAAAUGAUUUGAAUCCAGAUAGUAUUCGUUAUCUGAAGAUUAAUGCCGAAGUAAACAAAGUUGAUGGUUAUGUUUGCGCUUACAAUACUGAUGCUAGAGAAUUCAUUUCUCAAAUGAUGACAGUGCCCAAACUUGAGAUAGAAUUGAACGACAACACCGCUAUUCUAAAAUCAUGUGAGCAGCAACAGGACAAGAUAACCAAUCAGGAUAUGGAAUCAGCUGUUGAGGUGAAAGAACCACCAAACGGUGUUGUGAAUAAAGUGGAGAAUAUGGAAGGCUCUGGUAUUAGUGGAGAUGCAUCAGUAGCUUCAGUCAAAAGACCUUCAGAUGAUUGUCAAGCAGAGAAUGGAAGCGCACGCGGGAAUACUUCUCCCGCUAGUAGGAGAAAAGGAAAUAAGAAUAAGAAAAUGCGAGGCUCUGAGAUUGCCGCUACUAAGACUUGGGAGCAUGUUGAUCAUAUCAUAAUGAAUCUACCUGCUUCUGCUCUUCAAUUUUUAGAUGCAUUUAGAGGUCUAAUCCAGAGAAAAUAUUGGAAGGGAGAUCUUCCAUGGAUUCACUGCUAUUGCUUCAUGCGGGCACAUGAAACCCAAGAACAUAUUUUCUCAGAAGCGGAGGCUGCCUUGGGUGCCUCUAUACAAAAGCCAAUAUUUCAUAGGGUCAGGGAUGUUGCUCCAAACAAGGCAAUGUUUUGCUUAAGCUUCAGGCUGCCAGAAUCUUGUUGUCAUGAAAAUGUCUCCAAUGCCUCGGAGCGAUGAGCAUUCACGAAUCUCCUUGCCUUGGUGGUGAUUGCGGUUGACGCUUUCUCAUGCACCGGCUCUGAAAAGCGAAGGGUUUUAUAUUCCUACGACUAAGAAGAGCGGCGUACGUGGAAAAUGGAAAUAUCAACUGAUGCAAAACUCAAGUGCCUAAUUUACACAGGGAACUAGAAAGCAAUUAAAUUAACAGUUCACCGCUUUUCAAUUUGUAACUCAUGUUGCUUAAUACGAGGGACAGUUUUGACUGAUCAGCUAAUCAAUCUUUCUCCCAUUAUCCCUGUUCAAUGGCGGCUAAAAAUAUUAGCUCAUAAGAUUGCGUAAUGAAAAAGGAUUGGUCUCUCUCUCUCUUACAUAUGAAUGGCAGUGCAUAUCUAGCACUAAUGGCAAAACAUUUGUAUAUUAUAUGUCAAUACACAUGAAAGUAGUUCAUA
Messenger RNA from Morus notabilis, 2738 nucleotides. RefSeq names its product tRNA (guanine(37)-N1)-methyltransferase 2. The transcript has 13 exons. The record is from RefSeq and is a predicted model, not a curated record. Lineage: Eukaryota; Viridiplantae; Streptophyta; Magnoliopsida; Rosales; Moraceae. Bases 826 to 2307 code for a protein of 493 amino acids. Gene Ontology annotation, cellular component: cytoplasm. Gene Ontology annotation, biological process: tRNA N1-guanine methylation.